GUCUUCGUGGCGGCCGUAAUCCGGCGAUCCAUUACGCGUGUGCGCUUCGUGAGCCGCCAUGGCGAGUCGAGGGGGUCGCAGCGGGGGGCGGGCGAACCCCAACGCCGCUCAGGUGGGUUAUGGCGGCGUCGGCGGCGGCGGGGAGUACUACGGAGGCCGCGGUGGCGGCAAUGCUGAUGGCGGCGCUGGCCGCGGGCGCGGGUACAACCAAGGGGGCGGUGAUGGUGGCGGCCAUGGCCGUGGCUACUACCAAGGUGAUGGCGGCGGCGGGGGUCGAGGACGUGGGUACCAGGGUUACCAAAGCGGCGGCGAUGGUGGUGGCCGUGGCCGAGGACGUGGCUACCAAGGCGGCGGUGAUGGUGGAGGCCGCGGCCGUGGCUACCAAGGGGAUAGCGAUGGCGGACGCGGCGGCCGAGGCCGUGGUGGCUAUCAGCAGGGCGGCAACGACUACGGUCGCGGCCGUGGUGGGGGUUACCAGGUCGGCAACGACUACGGUGGCGGCCGUGGAGGAGGAGGCGAUGGUGGCCGAGGCCGAGGCCGUGGCGGGUACCAGCAGGGCGGUAACGACUACGGCGGCGGCCGUGGUGGUUAUCAGGGCGGCAACAACUACGGCGGCGGCAGAGGAGGAGGCCAGAACCAACCCGUCCCGAAUCUGCACCAAGCCACGGGUCCUCCUCUGUCGGAUCGCUACGCCGCCGAGGCGGCCCAGCUCCGGGAGCAGUUCAAGGGGCUGGACAUCAACCGUGCGGAGCCGACGUUCCCGGCGCGCCCCGGGUUUGGCACCGCCGGGAGGUCCUGCGUGUUGAGGGCGAACCACUUCUUCGUCGGCCUCGUUGACAAGGGCCUGCACCAAUACGACGUGGCCAUCUCGCCGGAGCCGACCCUGCCGAGCGUUUACCGAGUUGUCAUGUCGAGUCUUGUGUCCGAGCACCAGCACACCAGCCUCGGUGGUCGCCUCCCCGCUUACGAUGGCCGCAAGAUCCUGUACACGGCGGGCGAGCUGCCCUUCAACAGCAAGGAGUUCGAGGUCACCUUGUCUGACAAGAUAGGUUCAUCUGGCCCAAGGAGGGAGAAAAAAUAUAACGUGACAAUCAAGCACACCAACUUGGUCAGCCUGCAGCAGCUCCAGAUGCUCAUGGCUGGGUUCUCGACAGACAUACCAGCGCAGGCGCUGACGGUCCUCGACAUUGUUCUGCGGGACAUCGUGCUCAACGAGCGCAAUGACAUGGAGUACGUCAAGGUAGGUCGGUCCUUCUUCUCGUGGAAGAUUGAGAGGCCCACGAACCUAGGCCUGGGUAUUCAAGGAUGGGCGGGGUUCUACCAGAGUAUCAGACCUACCCAGAGUGGAUUGUCUCUAAACAUAGACGUGUCUUCCACUGCUUUCGUUCAAGCAAUGCCGUUGAUUGACUUUGUGGGAGAGAUUCUGAAGAGAAACGGUGUCAUAAACAGUAUUACUGAUUAUGAUUAUGUGAAGAUAAAGAAGGCCCUCAGGGGUUUGAGGAUUGAAGUCACGCACCGAGGAGAGAUGCGCAGAAAAUACCGCAUUUCUGGCUUGACAAAGCAGUCUACCAGAGAUUUGAGGUUCGAAUCGUCAACUGGCGUAUCCAAGACUGUCAAGGAAUACUUUAGAGAAACCUACAACCUGCAACUACGUUACGAUUUUCUCCCAUGCCUGCAAGUUGGUACAGAGCAGAAACCAAACUAUCUACCAAUGGAGGUUUGCAAUAUAGUUUUGGGACAGCGGUACCAAAAGAAGCUGGAUGAAACUCAGGUUACUAAUAUGAUGGCGAUAACCUGCAAGCGUCCAUCUGCGCGUGAGACAUCCAUUCACAAAAUUGUCCAAAAAAACAAUUACAAUAGCACCAAACGUGCAAAUGAAUUUGGUAUAGAAGUUGACUAUAAUCCAACUUCUGUUCAGGCCAGAAUUCUGACUGCUCCAGUGCUUAAGUACUAUGGUUCUGGCUCUAACAAAUGCGUCCCAAAUAAUGGGAAGUGGAACAUGGUCGGAAAGAAAGUUGUAAAUGGUGCCAAGGUUGUGAAUUGGCUAUGUGUAAACUUUUGUCAUAAUUUGUCUCUGGAUGACGCUGGUCAAUUCUGCUUCAAUCUGAGUGCCAUGUGCCGCACUACCGGACUGAGCUUCCAAGAUGGGAAUCCUAAAAUAUCCUAUGUUCGUCCUGAACAAGUUGAAGCUGCUCUCAAGGAGAUAUGUCUGCAAGCGCGGGCAGUUCAAAAGAUUGACCUCUUAGUUGCUCUGCUGCCAGAUAAAAAUGGCAGCCUAUAUGGUGAUAUUAAAAGGAUCUGUGAAACAGACAUUGGUGUGAUGUCGCAGUGUUGUCUACGGAAAAAUGUCUUGAACUCAUCUCCUCAGUGUCUUGCAAAUGUUGCUCUAAAGAUCAAUGCCAAGUGUGGGGGAAGGAAUUCAGUAUUUGCUGAUAUACCAGCAAGUUUACCAGUUGUUUCAAACAAGCCGACCAUUAUAUUUGGCGCCGAUGUUACUCAUCCUAAUGCUCUAGAUGAUUCUGCCCCUUCCAUUGCUGCUGUUGUUGCUUCCCAAGACUGGCCUGAGGUAACCAAGUAUCAUGGUGAUGUUCACGCACAAGGUCACCGCGAAGAGCUUAUCCAAGGCCUUGAGGACAUUGUUAAGAAACUCCUCCUUUCAUUCCAAAGGGAAUCUAAGCAGAGGCCACAACAGCUGAUAUUCUAUAGGGAUGGUGUAAGUGAGGGACAGUUCAGACAGGUUUUGGAGAAGGAAAUUCCGGAGAUUGAAAAGGCAUGGAAGUCUUUAUACAAUGAGAAGGCACCUAUUACCUUCAUAGUGGUGCAGAAGAGGCAUCACACAAGACUGUUCCCAAGUGAUUCCAAUCAAGACACGGCUGGAAAUGUUCUUCCAGGCACAGUGGUUGAUACGAAGAUAUGCCACCCAACUGAGUUUGAUUUCUUCCUAUGCAGCCAUGCUGGGAUCAAGGGAACAAGCCGUCCUACGCAUUACCAUAUCCUGCGAGAUGACAAUAACUUCACUGCUGAUGCCCUUCAGUCUCUUACAAACAACCUAUGCUACACGUAUGCAAGUUGCACGCGCUCGGUGUCGACUGCUCCUCCUGCAUACUAUGCUCAUAAACUCGCAUUCCGAGCUCGAUUCUACCAAACCCUGGGCUCGGAUGUUGCAUCUGAGGUAAGCUCAAGCAGUGCAGCUCCACCUGGUGUGAUGAAGCCACUUCCUGAGAUCAAAGAUGAGCUGAAAAGGCUCAUGUUCUACUGCUAGUCCCUCUAAACCUGAAGAAACCCGAAGAGCUUGGUCUUUGAAGGAUAAGACCUGGAGAACAUCUUUAAAUAUUGGCGUUCCUUCUAGGAAUACACAUGGAUGUUUGAAAAUUAUUGUUAUUGGCGUUCCUUCUAGGAAUACACAUGGAUGUCUGAACAUUAUUUUGUUCCAUUUCUGUUGAUUUGAUGAACUUUAAGUCUUAUUAUGUACUCCCUCUGUUUUUUAAUAUAAGACGUUGGGGUUUCGACGUUGAAA
This is a messenger RNA of Lolium perenne, 3517 nucleotides long. Its product is annotated as protein argonaute PNH1. Lineage: Eukaryota; Viridiplantae; Streptophyta; Magnoliopsida; Poales; Poaceae. The record is from RefSeq and is a predicted model, not a curated record. Gene Ontology annotation, molecular function: protein binding; RNA binding.